AUGAACCCGCAGGAACCAGCCGCGCUGAGCGCCUCGCAGUUCUCGCCCUCCGCAAGUCUCUUGCAUCCCCCAAGCGUGCAGCACAACACGCGUCUCACCUCGUGCUUCGCCGGCCUCGUUGCGGGCGUCCUCGGCCUCCCCAACCUCUCCGGCUUUGCGCUGUACCUCGCGACGUCGCUGCUCACCGCGGUGGCCUGCGCGCUGAAGUGCGGCCUAGAUGUGGGGCGGUACGUCCCCGACGCACACGCGGGCGCGGGUCCGCUCGGCGCUGCAAAGGUCCGCGCAUGGCGGGGGUGGAUGGGCGUCUCGGGAAUCAGUGGGGAGAACUUGCUCGGCUUCCUCCUCUUCUGGAUCGGCGGGUAUGCGCUCGUGCAUGGUGAGUCCUGGGACUGGCGUGCUGGCGAGGGCGGGCUGACGGCAGUGUAUGACUAG
Cutaneotrichosporon oleaginosum is the source of this 432-nucleotide messenger RNA. RefSeq lists its product as uncharacterized. Gene Ontology annotation, biological process: protein folding in endoplasmic reticulum; autophagosome assembly. NCBI's taxonomy places the organism in Eukaryota, Fungi, Basidiomycota, Tremellomycetes, Trichosporonales, Trichosporonaceae. Gene Ontology annotation, cellular component: membrane; EMC complex; endoplasmic reticulum. The record is from RefSeq and is a predicted model, not a curated record.